This is a messenger RNA of Pundamilia nyererei, 2092 nucleotides long. RefSeq names its product cilia- and flagella-associated protein 61-like. The transcript is spliced from 15 exons. The record is from RefSeq and is a predicted model, not a curated record. The coding region runs from base 296 to 2092 and encodes 598 amino acids. NCBI's taxonomy places the organism in Eukaryota, Metazoa, Chordata, Actinopteri, Cichliformes, Cichlidae.
CAUUUGUUCAGUUUAAGGAAGUUUUGAUGAAAAACUCGUUUCUAGACUGAUUUUAGUUCUUUAAAAGGUUGCUUUAUGACUUCCGGUUAAACCGCGGGAGUUCUGGCGUUACGUUACUAUGGCAACUGGGUUUGGUUUCUUUAUAGGUGAAAACAGUGAGCUGAAUUCAUUUAUAUUUACUUACUAUUUCACCUUCUUCUAUCCACUAGCCUGAUAUUAUAGUUUAUUACAAAAGGGCCGUCUUUUGUCUGCUUUAGUUUUGUUAUUACUAUUUAUCCAUAUAAUACGGGUGACGAUGCAGACUGUAACCUCAGACAGCGCCCGGGAGGAAACCGUGACCGUGAGGAGAAGCGAGUCCGCGGACGCUGAAGAGAUAGACGGCCUCAUUAGUCCAUCUGCGCAGGCGGUGUUUGGAAGAGUCAAUGUUAUUCAUCUGCUAGAGAAAGCUAACCUGGCUGUGACUCUGACCAAUGAAAAGGGCGACAUCCUAGGCCACGCUUCCUUCUUUGAUCACCCUAUUGGAGAUCUGGUGGAUCAGACGCAGUGGGAAGCUUUCAUGCAGGAACACUUCAGUGUUGGACAAUGCACACCUUUCAACACACUUUUCCUCCACCUUUUUGUGGCACGGCCGAAUUUCACCACAGCAAGUGUGAAAGAGAUAAUGAGGGCCAUCUUUAACGCCAUUGCUGAGCUUGAAUACGUCUGUCUGCUCAGCCCACACGUUGGUAGUUUAGAGCCAGCGCUGGAUGAAAUAUUUGAGCCGUUGGAGCGUGUGACCGACCCCGGGCCUCAGUGCUUGGCACUGAUCUGCCACAGAAAAGCUCACUGUCCCCGGCCUAUUGUCCGCGCAGCCAGGGUUGAGGAUCACAAUGAUAUUAUACCUCUGUUUGAUGAGCAGACAAACCUGCUGUCUAUCAGUCACCAGCCGUUCUUCCUCGCAGCGCUCAUUGAGGCCGAGGCCGAGGAGCAUCACACCGCUGUUUGCGAGAUUAAUGGAGUCGCCGUUGGCUUCAUCUGUGCCAGUGCUGAUGUCAACCUGAAGUGGCUCCUUGGCAGAUUUGAACUGAGUGAGUUUGACGGUUUGAUCAGAGAGCAGAAAACAAAACAUCAUAAAGUUCCUGCUCAGUCUGAUGAAGAUGAACAUAGGCGGGCUGCAGAGCAGGAGGAGGCUCAGCCAGCUUCAGAAAAAUUCAACACCUUCUGUAUUCAGAUCUUUGUUAUUGACAAGAAUUAUGAACUGAGAUCAGCGGACUUUAUUCCUUUUCUGUUCCAGGUUUUCCCCGACCAGAACUUCUGCGUUAUCACAGUUCCAAAUCUGUCCACUGAGUUCCCCCUGUUGCAGAACUUUAUCAGGGUGCCGUCAAUUCCCACCAGCUUGCCGCAACAUGAGCUCUAUAUCUUUCACCGCGAUGGAAUCAGGUCUUUGAGCGUGAGGCCAGCCGUGGCUCUGGACCGCUCUGCUGUCUCUGCUCUGGUGAAGGAUCUGAGUCUGAAUGAGUCUUUGCUGCAGGACCUGGACCGCUACUACGAGACUGGCUGUGACCAGGAUGCCGUUCCACUGCAGGCCUUCGUCGCCCAGGCAGAAGCAGAGUUAGUUGGGAUUGUCAUCAUCAAGGACGAGCAGGACAUCGAGUACAUCCGUGCUCACUACAACAUCGAGAGCUUCAUCUACUUUAGCCACCAUGGCUACGAUGAGCACGCUCAGAUACUCCACUUCGUCCUCAAAACCACCGUCCAACACUUCUCCAAGAACUUCUUUAAGGAGGUUCUCCGGCAGGCUCGCAAAUCCUGCCUGUACCUCCGAAUCUACCCCCCCUACCACAGCCAGGAGAAUUCCUGCGUCCACCAUCUGCAUUAUGUCCUCAACUGCGCCGUCCCCGUCUGCCCACGACGCCAGAUCAUCUACCCGCUGGAGGAGCUUGGCAUCAACGCCCCAUCUAGGCGGCUCACAGAAGACCAGGCACCGUUUGCUCUCAGCCUCGUCAGCAGAAAGUUGACCAUGGAGCCAAAGGUCACCAUUAAUACCCGGAUUGUGCUGGUGGGAGCUUCGGACACAGGUUUAGCUUUCCUCGAGGUGCUUUGUUCCUGGUGA